CACAGGAAGCCGGGGCAGUGUGUGACGUAAGAGGAAGUACGCAAAACGGAAGCCUGUGGUUGGGCGGUGCAGGAGUUGGUGCUUCACUCAGAAGGUCCUCCGGCGUCCAGACAGCUGAGCGGCUUCGGAGCGUCGGGAACUUUCCUCACGCCCAGCCAGGUAACUAUCCCAUGGUUUGAAUCAGGAAUGAAAUCUUCUGAAAUCUCAGAACAGAACGCUUUUUGUUCAACAUGGAGGACAAAAGACGGCGAGCCCGAGUGCAGGGAGCCUGGGCUACUCCUGCCAAGAGCCAGGCGACUGCUCAGCCAGCUACUACAGCUGGGAGCCAUCUUUCCCAAACACUGAGGCAGACUUGGAGGAGCAAGGAGCAGCAACUGUCUGGCAGAAACUUUGUGUUCAAAGAACCUCAGCUGGUUAUACGUACAGUCCCAGAACCCAGAGUGAUUGACCGGGAAGGUGUGUAUGAAAUCAGCCUGUCGCCCACAGGUGUGUCUAGGGUGUGUUUAUAUCCUGGCUUUGUUGACGUGAAGGAAGCUGACUGGAUAUUGGAACAGCUUUGUCAGGAUGUCCCCUGGAAACAGAGGAUGGGUAUCAGAGAGGAUAUAACUUAUCCGCAACCAAGACUUACAGCAUGGUAUGGAGAGCUUCCUUAUACUUACUCAAGAAUCACUAUGGAACCAAAUCCUCACUGGCAUCCUGUGCUAUGCACUCUGAAGAGCCGCAUUGAGGAGAACACUGGCCACACUUUCAACUCUUUGCUGUGUAAUCUUUACCGGGAUGAGAAGGACAGUGUGGACUGGCACAGUGACGAUGAACCAUCUCUGGGGAGCUGCCCUGUCAUUGCUUCACUUAGUUUUGGUGCCACUCGGACUUUUGAAAUGAGGAAGAAACCCCCACCUGAAGAGAACGGAGACUACACAUAUGUGGAAAGAGUGAACAUACCAUUGGAUCAUGGGACCUUGCUGAUCAUGGAAGGAGCCACACAGGCUGACUGGCAGCACCGAGUGCCCAAGGAAUACCACUCCAGAGAACCAAGAGUGAACCUAACGUUCCGGACCAUUUAUCCAGACACUAGAGGAGCCCCCUGGUGACUGGACAUGUCUACAAGCCACCAA
This is a messenger RNA of Acomys russatus (golden spiny mouse), 1115 nucleotides long. It is a transcript of the gene Alkbh3, whose product is annotated as alkB homolog 3, alpha-ketoglutarate dependent dioxygenase. Gene Ontology annotation, cellular component: nucleus. Gene Ontology annotation, biological process: DNA alkylation repair; DNA repair. Bases 231 to 1091 code for a protein of 286 amino acids. Gene Ontology annotation, molecular function: dioxygenase activity. NCBI's taxonomy places the organism in Eukaryota, Metazoa, Chordata, Mammalia, Rodentia, Muridae. The transcript has 10 exons. The record is from RefSeq and is a predicted model, not a curated record.